Molecule: messenger RNA, 2845 nt
Organism: Phlebotomus argentipes
Lineage: Eukaryota; Metazoa; Arthropoda; Insecta; Diptera; Psychodidae
Gene: ari-1
Product: E3 ubiquitin-protein ligase ariadne-1
Exons: 7
Coding region: 174-1679 (501 amino acids)
Biological process (GO): protein polyubiquitination; positive regulation of proteasomal ubiquitin-dependent protein catabolic process; ubiquitin-dependent protein catabolic process
Cellular component (GO): ubiquitin ligase complex; nucleus; cytoplasm
Molecular function (GO): ubiquitin conjugating enzyme binding; zinc ion binding; ubiquitin protein ligase activity
Source: RefSeq, a predicted model, not a curated record
UAAGUUCAGUUGAUUGCUUGCUGCUGCAUGGGAAAAAGUGUAUUUCGUGGUGUUUUUACUGUAAAAUCUUAGGGAAGGAGCUCCCUUGAUCCUAUUUUGGCACCUAAAGUUGAUCCAUCUGGAGGGUGAUUUGCGAAAAAUUACGGUCCUCUGCGGCAUACGAUUUACCUGAGAUGGACUCAGACGAGGAAUCCUUCGACAAUGAAAAUGUCGAUUCUGGGAAUGUGUCCAGUGGCGAUGAUGACUUUGCCAUGGAGGUGGACAUGAAUAGCUCUAAGGAUAGGCAAUCGGAGCAGGAGGAAUACCCUUAUGAGGUGCUGACGACCGAGGAGAUUGUGCAGCACAUGGUGGACUGCAUCCGGGACGUGAAUACGGUGGUGGAGAUUCCCGGAACGACGACGCGCAUUCUCCUGAAUCACUUCAAGUGGGACAAGGAGAAGCUGAUGGAGCGAUUCUAUGAUGGGGACCAGGAGAAGUUCUUCCGCGAUGCCCAUGUAAUAAAUCCAUUCAACAAGCCCAACACAAUCAACAAGCCAAAGGUGAAGCGAUCCGGAACUGAGGAGUGCGAAGUGUGUUUCUCACAAUUUCCACCAAGUAUGAUGACAGGCUUGGAGUGCGGCCACCGAUUCUGCACGACUUGCUGGAGCGAAUACUUGACCACAAAGAUCAUGGAGGAGGGAUUGGGGCAGUCGAUCGCUUGUGCGGCGCAUGGUUGUGAUAUUUUGGUUGACGAUGAAACUGUUAUGCGACUUGUGGCGGAUUCACGUGUGAAACUGAAGUAUCAACACCUGAUAACAAAUAGUUUUGUCGAGUGCAAUCGUCUUCUUCGCUGGUGUCCAUCUGCCGACUGCACGUAUGCCAUUAAAGUGAACUAUGUCGAUCCGCGACCAGUUUGCUGCAAGUGCAAGCAUGUCUUCUGUUUCGAGUGUGGCGAGAAUUGGCAUGAUCCAGUUCAGUGUCGUCUGCUGAAGAAGUGGAUCAAGAAGUGCGACGAUGACUCGGAGACGUCCAAUUGGAUUGCGGCGAACACGAAGGAGUGUCCAAAAUGCAAUGUGACGAUCGAAAAGGACGGCGGCUGCAAUCAUAUGAUAUGUAAGAACCAGAACUGCAAGCACGAUUUUUGCUGGGUGUGCCUGGGGUCCUGGGAGCCGCACGGAUCGUCCUGGUACAACUGCAACAGGUAUGACGAGGAUGAGGCGCGUGCAGCUCGCGAUGCUCAGGAGAAGCUGCGAUCAUCGCUUGCCAGAUAUCUGCACUACUACAAUCGAUACAUGAAUCACAUGCAGUCGCUGAAGUUCGAGAACAAACUCUACGCCAGUGUCAAGGCGAAGAUGGAGGAGAUGCAGCAGCACAACAUGUCGUGGAUCGAGGUUCAGUUCUUGAAGAAAGCCGUGGACAUUCUGUGUCAAUGCCGACAGACGUUGAUGUACACUUAUGUGUUUGCGUACUACUUACGAAAGAACAAUCAAUCCCAAAUAUUCGAGGAGAAUCAAAAGGACCUGGAAACUGCCACAGAGAAGUUGUCCGAGUAUUUAGAGCGUGAUAUAACGUCGGAAAAUUUAGCUGAUAUAAAACAAAAAGUUCAGGACAAGUAUCGAUAUUGCGAAAAGCGACGCAAAGUGCUUCUGGAUCAUGUUCACGAAGGAUACGAGAAGGAUUGGUGGGACUACACAGAUUGAUUUUGUUAAAUUCGUGAGUAAGUGAAAGAGAGAGAGAGAGAGAUAUUCAGCGUAAAAUUUGCUAGUGAAAUUCUAAUGUUUCCAAAUGAUAUGAAGAGAAAAUUUUGGAGGAGAGAAAUUCUGUAUAAAAAAAAUACCAUUUAACUCUCUUUUAUUAGAUUGUGCCGUAAUAAGUAAAGGAUAAAAGAAGAAAAAAAUUGAACCAAUAACAUUAGACGAGUAAUGCAGAAAUAGGAGUAAAAUGCUUCUAUAUUUUCAGAUUUUAGGGAUAUUUAAAAAAGUUAUCAGUUUCAAAGUUUGUAAAAUUCUAAUCACAAGUAUUUGCCCUCAAUUUAGAGAUACGUUUUUUUCCUGUCCAAACAACAUCAAGAACUUUUCUCACACCAAAAUUCUUCAGCUUUAUAAAAUAUAAAGGAUGAGCGCAUAAAGGAUGAGAAUGAAAAGAGAUAAUAUUGAAUCGUUAUAUAUUAUUGUUUAAUAGAGAAAAGAGUCCUGAACUAAGAAUGAAAAUAAAAAGAAAAUAUAAAUGAGUGAUAUAAGCUAAAGUGUUAAUGUAGAAUGUUUUUUGCCCUACUUUUUUUAUUAUUAUUAUUAUGAAAUUACUUGUAUUCACUCAAUGGAACAAAUCGUUAUAAUAAUUAAUCCAGAGAAUAGUUCGGUAUGUCUUCUAUUGCAAUUUACACCAUGGUUUACGCAAUUUCGAUUUGAUUUAAAUGACAUUUUAGUGAGACAGCGAGAACCGAAGUGCGCGGACAUGAACAAUAAAGAGGUAUGAAAAUGCCAUAGGAUCUGUUUUUAAAGUGUGAAAAUAUGCAUCACGUAAUAUUCCUUUCGCAAAUCUUGAUCUUCGGUUGUUUGUGGCGAACGUCUUUCGUCAAAUAGCAGCAGAACAUUAUAAAUAAAUUAUAAAUAGACAUGAUUAGGAGACAGGUGAGCUGGCGAUGGACACUAUUGAUGCGGUUGACGACUGGUGAAUAAGGAUCGGAAUGCUGUCAUGAUGUUGAAAUUUAUUGAGAGGAUGCGAAGUGGGAGAAAUUUUAAGCAAAAUUAUUGCAUUGAAUGUAACCAAACAGAAGAUGAUUAGAUGAGAGAUUUAAACUUAUUUAAAAGCUAAUAUUUGUGUAUUAAAUUAGAAAUAACAAUACACGGUUUAUUUUUCAACAAAA